AAAGCAGGUCACCAAACAAGCUCGGGAAUCCCAAGCUUUUAUAUUCUUGGGAAAGGCCGGUUUGGUUUAGCCAAAAUAGGCUCCGAAUUCCGAAGCCCCUCCCAGUACACGAGCUAGCUAGGGUUUCGUUUUCAUUGUUCUAUCAGCUGAAGCAGAAAAGAAGGCCGAUAGUACUCUCUAGCCCCAACAAGAAGAAGACAGAGAGGAUGGUGUCGAGAGAGAAGGAGCAGACAACGCCGCACCUCAGCAGCCUCGUUGUCCGACCAACCGAAAGCAGUGGUGGAGGCGCUGGAGCGAUUGCCGCAGGUGCUGGCGAUUACGAACCAGGCGAGGUUCGUACGGAUCAACCUGCGUACUCUCGCUCCGAGCGAUUUCUUGAUAGCCAUGCUUUGAAUAGUUACCUCAUGCCAGAACAUGAUAAUUGAAGGCACGUUGGUAUGGUUACUGGUGAAUGGUGAUGGAUUUGGUCUUGGUUUUUUAGUGGUAUAAGGGUAUUGACUAUUGUAUUAUAAAAGACGUGUAUGGAAUUUUACAUUGAACAACAUAAACUGUUAAUCUUUCUUGGAGCAACCACUUCACUCUCAAGGAGGGCACACUGUCAUGGGUACUGGUGAUGGAUCUGGUCUGGAUUUGUUUUAGGGGGUUUGUAUGGUAUAAAGGUGCAAGUGGAAAAUGACUUGUAAGAAAUUGGGGCAUGGGUGCCGGCAACAGUUAAUGAGAUCUUCUCUAUUUGGUGUAAGGUGGUUGGGAAGAUUUUGGGCACUGCCAUUGCCAUUGAAUUUUAAUAAUGCAUUUGUUGGUGGUGCUAUUAGCAGUAAUGACUAACAUCAACCUGGGGUUUCUGAUAAAGGAUAUAAUGUUUGAACUUUAUCACUUCUGGUGGGUGGUCUGUGAUGCUGUGGUUCGGUCAGUUGACAUUCAAUUUUUGGUCUUCAACCAUGUACUCUUUGUGCUCAGGCUUACUGGCAAGUGGCAACAAAUGCAUGCCUACUUGGGUGGCUAUGUCAUUUUUUUAGCUGCUUAAUGAGUGAAGGCGUCUUUGAUUGGUGGCUUUCAGUUUCAUUGUAUGCGCUUAGUAAAUGGGGUUUUGGUCAUGGUGAAUGGUGAUGGAUUUAUUGUGUUUGCCAACAAAAUUCAGAGUUUUAUUGUGUCUGCCAGCUUAGUAAAGCCAAUCUCCAAAGUUUCUAGCAUCCUAGGAAAUAGUACAGCUGUUCAGACCACCUAGAUACAGCUCAUAUGUUCUUUAGUGUCUGAUGUAUCAGCCAUAUGGCUUCCCUUGUAGGUUGUUGCCUCCUGAUUGUAGUUGCACAAAGAUCUUCCAAGUUAAUCAUUAUUCAAAAAAGGAUUGGUUAAAACUCGUCGCUUUUUGUAGGCUUGUACUGUUUUGCUUUUCUGACUUUUCUUUCCUUUUUGAACUUAUGAGGUUUGGACAACUAAAUCUUUCAUAAAGUGGUGUGUGGUUUCCAUCUGAGUCAGUAAUCGUAUUUGUUUGUGUUGUUUUCUUUGAUAAAAUAUUUUGUGUAACAGUGAGUCAGCGAUUUAGUUGAGGGGAAACAAGGUCUCUUUUGUGAUUAUAACAAAGUUGAUGGUAUCGGCUAUUGCACAUAGAAACCAUUGCAGUUGGAAUCUAAAGGAUCACAUGCAGUAGAAUUUGAUGGGUGGAUAUAAAUGUUCAUUUGUACAGUUGUGGGUAACUUGUUGGGUGGAUAUAAAAACCCCAUUCCAGAGGUGGUAAGUUAAGGGCCGCAAUCCACUUGGGUCAAUAUCGUCUUCGCACUGUUGUUUUUCUCCUUGACAAGAUCUCCUGAAUAAUGAGUUGCAAAGUUUAGCUAAAGUAGGAAAAUGUGAUAUGGAUUACUGAUUCGGUAAAAAUGAUACUCUCUUAUGUUCUGAGCUUCACUGAUCUUUUUCAGGAUAUAGAAUGCACUCAGGUUCUGUUUCUCCUGUACGUCGUAGAAAUAUGGAUCACAGGUACAGUCCAAAUUUUGACCAUUCAAGGGGCCCAGUGCAUAGUCGUGGAUUUGGUGGCGGGAGAGAUACUGGUAGUAGAUAUAAGGACCACUCACCCCCGUAUAAUCGUGGAAGGGAAGGUGGCAGGUUUUCUGUUAGAAGUUAUGAUCGACACAGUUAUGUUUCUGGGUCGGUUAGAGCGGAUGUUCCUAAAAAUAAUCCAAAUGUGCGGCCUAGAGAAGGUGACUGGAUAUGCUCUGAUCCCCUGUGUGACAACUUGAACUUUGCACGCCGGGAGUACUGUAACAACUGCAAGAGACCACGUUAUCCACCAGCUGGUAGCCCAAGGAGAGGUCAUGCCCCACUACCUCCCUUAUCUCGGACUCUUCCUGCCCCCUUGGUGGAUCGUUCUCCCGGAAGGCUUAUGAAUGGAUAUAAUAGAUCCCCUCCACCUCGUGGAUGGGCCAGAGAUGAUCCUAGAGAUUUUAGGGCAGGGAUCCCUCCUCCACCUCCACCCAGGUAUGAAAGCAGGUUUCAUGAUCACCCUCCUCUGCGUAGAGAUUUUCUUGAAGAUGAUUACAGGGACAGCAGGGGUAGAGGAUUUGACAGACCGCUGGCACUUGACUGGGGGGCUAACAGAGACCACCGGGGCAGGGAGACCUAUUUGGGCGAGAGGAGAGUGUACGAGAGACGAAUGCCAUCACCCCCACCUCUGCUGCCAUCCCUGCCACCGCGUGGUGGUCACUGGCCUCGUGACGUGAGAGAGAGGAGCCGAAGUCCAAUCAGGGAUAGAGCAGCAUCUUUGAAGGACUAUCGCCGCCCGGUGUUUGUCGACAGGGGCCGAGACGAUCGCCGUGUUGGGCGUGAUGCAUAUUAAGGAUCGAUUUUUAAUCAAUUAUGGUGGGGCGUUUUGUUGUUAUGAAUGACCAAGCCCAUUACGCUCCCUCUUUUCAGUUGCUUUCUUGACUUUUAUGUGAUAGUGCCCAUUUGUAAACCAUGAUGAUGAUGCCGCUCGGUAUUAUUUUUUCCUGUGAGUCUUUUAUGCGGAGCGACGGACGAGCUUAUCAUUCGAAUUACAUGAGGUAAAUGAGUCACUUUUAUCAAUUGAUUUUGUUGUUAGGUAGCGUUACCUAAUGGGAUUACAUAAUCAUUCUCCUCUUUAUGGAAGAACCGUUCUUUA
Messenger RNA from Cuscuta epithymum, 3130 nucleotides. The record is from the annotation of a GenBank genome assembly. Lineage: Eukaryota; Viridiplantae; Streptophyta; Magnoliopsida; Solanales; Convolvulaceae.